AUGUUGCUUCGCAACCUAUGGCGUGCCGCCCUGGCUGCGACAGCAGACGACAAGGAUGAGGGCGGCCAAUCCACCUUUGUCUCUCCAGACGGCAAUGUCGCCUUUGCCAUCGACAUUGGCGAGAACGUCGACACCGAAGUCUACUGGAGUCUUCGCGUCAAGAAAGACCUGUCAUGGGGCGCCGUAGGCCUUGGAAGCCCGGACAUGCCGGGAGCUCUCUACCUUAUCAUCUACAAACACCCCGACGGCUCGAGCGUCACCUUUUCGCCCCGUACCGCCUACGGACAUUACGAGCCCAAGUACUAUGAAGACAUGAAGUACGAUAUCCUCGAAUCCAAGUCGGGUAUCAAGGGCGACUAUAUGUACAUGACAGUUCGGUGUAUGGAGCGCUGCCGCAGCUGGCCAGGCGAGGACUCGGGCAGAGGAGUGCUGGAUGUAUACAACACCAACAAGGCCAUCUACGCCUACGGGCCCAAGGAGGACUACCACAGCAAAGAGCAGGAUGCGCCGCUCAAGUACCACAAGGGCUAUGGCGUAUUUCAGAUUGACGUGGGGAGGACGCACGGCAAGUCUGAGCUGCCGUCCAUCAACGACUCCACCACCAACGUCGGCUCCAAGCUCCUAUCCGAGGACGGGUUCAAGCCGAAGCCGAACUGGAUGUCGCCGGUCCACGGCGUCUUUAUGGUCCUAUCCAUUGUCCUCCUCAUGCCUGUUGGUGUGGUCUUGCUCAGAUCGGGAGGCGGCGUCAAGUGGCAUGCUCUGAACCAGGUCAUUGCCACAGUUGGCGUGCUUGCUGGCUUUGGAAUUGGAGUCGCCAACAGUUUCUACUAUCAACGAUCACGCAGCUUCAACGAUCCUCACCAAGUCAUUGGGUUCAUGGUUACUGGCUUACUCCUGGGACAAUUUGGCCUGGGAGUCAUGCACCACACUCAGUUUAAGAAGACCAAGGCACCUACAAAAUACGGCAGGGUUCAUCUCUGGGUUGGUCGUAUCAUUCUCUUCCUGGGCACCCUCAAUGCCUUCAUGGGCUUCACCUUGGCUCUUAACCGGAAAUGGGGCAUGCUCCUGGCUAUCCUCAUCAUCUUUAUCUGCCUCACCAGCCUCAUUCUCAUCUACGGCCGCCGAUUUAUCGAAAAGCGACGCCGAGGUCCCCGAGGUCCUGGGCUUGCAGGUCCCCACGGCUACAGCGCCGAGCCCUGGAGACAACAGCCUCCCCAACACAUGGGCUACCCUUCGGAGCCUCCUCCCGGCUAUGAGCCCCCUUCGAACCAGCCAAUUGGGCUUGCUCCUUUGUCGCCUGCUACGCCGUCGCCGUGGAGGUCAGAGGCAAAGGAUGACGAGUCGGAUCUGAACAUUGGUCGCGAGCAACGGCCGAGGGAAUUUACUUGA
Molecule: messenger RNA, 1389 nt
Organism: Fusarium vanettenii 77-13-4
Lineage: Eukaryota; Fungi; Ascomycota; Sordariomycetes; Hypocreales; Nectriaceae
Exons: 4
Coding region: 1-1389 (462 amino acids)
Source: RefSeq, a predicted model, not a curated record